CAGAAUUGUGUCUUCAUUGUUCGAUAAAAAAAUAAACUCAGUUGAUUUUAGUCAGUUGCUUAAGCAAGAGUUCAAUUUCAAUGGACUUCGCUCAUGCGGGUUGUGUUUUGAGGGUGGACAUGGGUUGUGAAGGAUGCAAAUAUAAGAUGUUUGAAGUUCUCCAUUCCGUCAUCGGAGUGUACAAUGUGGACAUGGAUGGCGAAAAUGGGCUAAUUAGGGUUUCAGGAGAGGUUGAUCCUAACAUGCUUCUGCAAGCCCUAGCAAGAUAUGGAAGACAUGGAGAAGUUGUUAGGGUUAAUUUCAAGCAUCCAGAAUGGACCAGGGUCAAUAAUUUCCUCGGUGUCCAUGGCUUUAAUUCUUCUAGUUUGGGUUGCAAUUUUCCAAGAAGCUUGUCCGGUGACCAUUAUUCACCGAUUUUCAGCUCCGAUUAUCCCAUUCGCAGCAGUGGCUUAGGCUGCGAAUUGCCUCGUCGCCGCCACGUGCCACUGUACUCCCGGGGCUACAACUAUUGUAAUUGUCGCACCAAUUACUUUAGUAACUACAUCUAAGAUGGAAAUUAAUCCCCGGGAUAUGCAUAUGUUUUUGUUCUUAGUUUCUCUAAGAACAAGAAAUUAGCGUUAUUAAUUAAUCCACCUAGUAUUUUACUCCUAGGUGUUGAUUUCUUAGGGCUUAAUUUGCAGAUUGAACUAUUUAUAGUUUGUGGUCUUCUUUUUCAUCUUUGUUUACCAUUUG
This is a messenger RNA of Oldenlandia corymbosa var. corymbosa, 732 nucleotides long. Lineage: Eukaryota; Viridiplantae; Streptophyta; Magnoliopsida; Gentianales; Rubiaceae. The record is from the annotation of a GenBank genome assembly.